AUGAAUGCAAAGAUGGGUACUAAUGCAGAGGGCGGUGGUAGUGGUAGCAAUGGCCGGGGCGCAGGAGCAAGUAAUACACAAGUUAAUGUAAAUGCUGGUCAAAGUGUGGGAGUUGGCAAUAUACCGGGUAAUGUCAUUACACCUCGAGACAUGGGCCAAUUAGUGGAACAGUUUUUGAAGUUGAGACCACCCCAGUUUAAUGGAAUUGGUGACCCAGAGUUAGCGCCCGGAUGGAUAGAGAAGCUCGAGAAAAUUUUUGGAGUCCCGAUAUGUACAGAUGAGGAGAAAGUGCUUCUAGCAGUGUACCAACCGGAUGGUACGGCAAAUGACCGGUGGAAGGCCACGAAAGACGGAGUAUUUCCUAAAGGCACUGCUUUGAGUUGGACUACGUUCACGGAGGUCUUCAAUGAUAAGUAUUUCUUGGAGACUGCGCGAGAAAGUAAGUUGGUGGAGUUUCGGAACUUACGUCGGGGUCAUUUGAUUGUUGAUCAAUAUGAAGCAGAAUUUGCAAGGUUGUCUAUGUAUGCACCACGUUAUGUGGAGGACCCUCUAGAAAAGAUGCGGAGGUUUCGAGAUGGGUUACGGCCCGAACUUCGUAGUCAAAUGAUAGCGAUGAAUCUGAGAACUUAUAAGGAAGUUGACGAAUGGGGCCAGAUGAUAGAACGAGAUAUGAGAGAGAGGUCAACAGUAUCGGGAUCACGGUUCCCUGUACCGCGAGACAAUCGCCAGUGGGGUAAGAGACCAAUGACUAAUCCUAGGCGAUUUGUUCCGCUUGUGAGGAGAAAUAUUGGCAAACCGCCGCUUCAAUCAAGCUUGAAUUGUCGCUUGUGCGGAAGAAGGCAUGGAAACGGAGCUUGCUCGAUUAGGACGGACGCGUGCUUUAAGUGUGGGCAAGUCGGCCAUCAAAUGAGAUUUUGCCCCAACCAAACUCAAAUGGCUAGACCCCAAGGAUUGAGGCCACAGACAAGACAUUUAGCUGUUGCCCCGCAGAAUGAAGUAGUUCGACCGCUAGCUUAG
Messenger RNA from Rhodamnia argentea, 1017 nucleotides. RefSeq lists its product as uncharacterized. The coding region runs from base 1 to 1017 and encodes 338 amino acids. NCBI's taxonomy places the organism in Eukaryota, Viridiplantae, Streptophyta, Magnoliopsida, Myrtales, Myrtaceae. The transcript has a single exon. Gene Ontology annotation, molecular function: nucleic acid binding; zinc ion binding. The record is from RefSeq and is a predicted model, not a curated record.